UACAGAUUUCAAGCGUGUGUUUAUUUUGCAUCUGUCUUUCAAGCUAUGUCAUGUGGUAUCCAUUACUUAGCAUCUGUGUUCAUGGCUGUUACUCCUAACUUUGUUUGUGGGAUCCCUGGAAACGUCAGUAGUGUUCUUUUCUACAACUCCUCUGAAUCGAGUAUAGAGGACAUCUGGACACUGUGGACAUCAACAGAAAAUUACAUUGCAGUCCAGCUGGAAAAUGGAGAAAUCUGGGAACUUAACCAAUGCAGCAGGUCCAAACGAGAAGUCGGUCUGGAGCUGGCAUAUGAAUACGAAGGCAACAAGUCUGUAUUUUCUUGUUCUGAUGGAUUUCUCUAUGAUGAUACAAAGUGGAAGAGCACUGUUGUUACACAGUGGGAUCUAGUCUGUGACCGAGAAUGGCUUGCAAAAUUAAUCCAGCCUACGUUCAUGCUUGGAGUCUUGAUUGGAGCCGUGAUUUUUGGAGACAUUGCUGACAGACUGGGAAGACAGCGUGUUGUAUGGUUCACCAGUGCCGGUCAGUUUGUAUUUGGCAUCGCAGUGGCCUUCACAUUUGACUACUACAGUUUUGUGAUUGUGCGCUUUCUCCUUGCUAUGGUUUCAAGCGGCUAUCUGGUUGUGGCUUUUGUUUAUGUGACUGAGUUUGUUGGCAUUAAAGCACGAACCUGGGCUUCUAUGCAUGUCCAUGCUUUCUUUGCUAUGGGCAUCAUGAUUGUGGCACUCGUGGGAUUUCUCGUUCGGACCUGGUGGGUCUAUCAGAUAUUUCUCUCCAUAGCGACUCUUCCCUUUGUGUUGUGCUGCUGGAUGCUCCCAGAAACACCUCUUUGGCUCUUGUCAGAGGAAAGAUACGAAGAGGCACAAAAAGUAAUUAAUAUAAUGGCAAGAUGGAAUAAAGUAAGCACUCCCUGCGAAGUUUCUGAACUGUGCUCAGUCCAACAAGAUGAUCUAGUCAGUGGCAGAACGGAUGACAAUGACACAUCCUCAACAAAGAAGCACAACAUCUUAGACCUGUUUUGUAACUGGCAUAUUGCGAGAAGGACCGUCACAGUCUGGCUGAUCUGGUUCACUGGGAGCUUGGGAUACUACGUCUUCUCCCUCAGUUCUGUCAGUCUAGGAGGCAAUGAAUAUUUAAAUCUCUUUCUCAUAGGUGCUGUGGAGUUGCCUUGCUAUAUCAUUGCUUGCAUUGGGAUGGACAAACUGGGAAGGAGAAACACACUCAUUCCGUUCCUUAUUUUAAGUGCACUGAUCUGUGUUUUAAUUAUGUUCAUACCUCAGGAUUUCAAUACAUUAAUUAUCUUAGCAAAUAUGGCUGGAAAAUUUUCAAUAGGUGUGGCAUUUGGCCUUAUAUAUCUCUACACAGCAGAACUAUACCCAACAAUUGUAAGAUCGCUUGCUGUUGGAAGUGGAAGCAUGAUGUGCCGUGUAGGAAGUGUGGUUGCUCCUUUCUGUGUAUAUUUGAGAAGUGUUUGGAUUUUCAUGCCACUUUUGCUCGUUGGAAUCAUGGCUCUUCUGAGUGGAAUAUUAACAAUAAUGCUUCCAGAAACACUGGGGAAACCGCUGACUAAUACUUUGGUGGAAGCUACAGAAAUGGGAAGAAAGAAGAAAAGCUGUUCAGGAAAGACUCCUCCAGCACACAGUGGUGCAGCAUUAGAAAAGAUAGAGAUGUUUGGUCAAGAGACAGUCAGCACUGAGAAAUAAAGCAACAGCAAAAUGGCUGUUCCCAAUUCUAAUCAUUAUCUAAUUUAUAGGGUCUUUUUAUUCAAGAAAUGUGAGUGUUCUAU
Molecule: messenger RNA, 1784 nt
Organism: Cariama cristata (Red-legged seriema)
Lineage: Eukaryota; Metazoa; Chordata; Aves; Cariamiformes; Cariamidae
Gene: SLC22A16
Product: solute carrier family 22 (organic cation/carnitine transporter), member 16
Exons: 7
Coding region: 46-1701 (551 amino acids)
Biological process (GO): transmembrane transport
Cellular component (GO): membrane
Source: RefSeq, a predicted model, not a curated record